This is a messenger RNA of Schistosoma haematobium, 10982 nucleotides long. Its product is annotated as Lysine-specific demethylase 5A. Lineage: Eukaryota; Metazoa; Platyhelminthes; Trematoda; Strigeidida; Schistosomatidae. Gene Ontology annotation, molecular function: DNA binding; histone demethylase activity. Gene Ontology annotation, cellular component: nucleus. Gene Ontology annotation, biological process: chromatin remodeling. The transcript has 21 exons. The coding region runs from base 4625 to 7642 and encodes 1005 amino acids. The record is from RefSeq and is a predicted model, not a curated record.
GCUCAUAAGUAGUAGUAUUAAAAUUACUAAUAUAAUUAAUAAAUAACAUAAAAAUACCCAAUACGUAAAUUUCGUGAAUUCAAGCACAUAAGAUAUGCGUUACAGUGUUCAUACGUUGUGCUAUUUAAUAAUUCGAAUAUUUACCUGACUAACUUUCGCUGACAUUCCAGUAUUCUUGCUAUUAGCGUGUCGUGUUCAAAUAAAAGUAUUUACAGGGAAUGAACUCGAAUAACCACAAUAAUCGAGGGAGUACGCGAGAAAAGCUUUACUGAGCUCCUCCCCACUUUUUAUAUCUGGCCAAUCAGGAAGACCCAAGUGGUGCCAUUGCCCAACACUUCUACGCACGCAAAAAGCCAAGUACAGGAUAUCAGUAUCUCAAGUAAAGGAGUGAAAUAUGCCUAGCGAUUUCUCCUUUGUACCACCUCCUGAGGCUCCUGUGUUUUAUCCAACGCCUGAAGAAUUUGAAGACCCACUUGGCUACUUGAUGAAAAUCCGACCAAUAUGUAUAAAAACUGGGAUAUGCAAAAUCGUCCCUCCCAAGUGUUGGAAUCCUCCGUUCGCUGUCAAUAUGAAGGAGUUUUCAUUCACACCACGAAUCCAGCGGUUGUACGAGCUAGAAGCUCAUUCUCGUAUCAAGUUGAAUUUUAUCAGCCGUCUCUACAAGUUUGUCCAGCUACAGGGAGGCGACAAAAUCCGAGUACCUAGUAUUAGUGGACGCUACUUAGAUCUAUAUGCUCUUCACAAACGUGUCGCAGAAGCUGGUGGAUAUCGUCAAGCUUGCGAUAACCAAUUGUGGUCUGAUAUUGCUGAAAAGUUAGGUUAUCAAAGCCGUCAUGCACAUACAAUUAAAACCAACUAUGAAAAACUGCUACUAUCAUUCGACCAAGUUGUAUCAUAUCCGUCUCGGCCCACCAAGACCAUUUAUCACCCUAGAAGUCGUUGGAGUGGUUAUAAACGUGGCAGAAAAUCAAUUGGGGAAGAGAAGAUAGAUUACUCGGCUAGUAACGAGUUAAAAAACCUGCAGUUUUUUGGUCCUGGACGAAAAGCUGUUGUUCCUGAAGAUGGACGACCAAGCAAUUUCAAACCAGAAGUCAACAUUGAUGAAUAUAAUUGUCGAGUUUGUGGUCAUGGAGAUGAUGAAACCAAUCUACUUGUCUGUGAUACAGAUAGCUGUCAAGCUUGCUAUCACUUGUAUUGUCUUGAUCCACCUCUUCGUUCCAUCCCAAAGUGCCAGUGGAAAUGCCCUGAAUGUGUCAGAGCUAUCUGUUGUAAUCCGGUGGAUGUAUAUGGAUUCCCUCAAUCGAGCAAGACUUAUUCUCUUCAAGAGUUUGGUGUAAUGGCAGAUCAAUUCAAAUCUACUUAUUUCAAACGUCCAUGCACUGUAAGUAUGAUUUGCAGUAGUUGUUUGCCAUUUUCUGCUUCAUUUUCUGGCUUGUAAUACAGUUUCAUUUCCAUCGCUUCCGAUCAUUCAAUGGCUUUUGUUAAAGAGCUUAAAUUUUCACGUUUAUCUUAGCAUAUAAUGUAUUUUCAUUCCCUUACUAGUCAUGCCAAUUUCCUCUCCGGUACUCGUGUUACUUUUAUUCACUAAGUUCAGUCAUAGUUGCUUAAAUUCAUAUCAAGAUAAGAUUGUUUAAUCAUAAUUUAUGUUGAGCAAUAGACCAGUGCUCAUGCCUUUAUAAUGACAUUCAGUCAGUCAGUCAGCUACAACGUAGGACCAGGCACAUAUGUGCAUCCGUCCAAGUUGCCAUACCUAAUUAGCACCGGAUUCAUAGAAGUAGAUAAUUCAGUGGUGGUAAUAUAUUAAGGAAAUAUUGCAUAUAUGGACAUAGUACAGGAAGAAGGAAUCAACAAUGACAUUGGAUUCAUGUGACCGAAAUCCUGGUGUAGUAUAUGAGUGUGUUCAUAAAUCUGCUCGAUGUUCGUGGCUUUUAAGUAAUGUUCAUCUACGAUUGGCCAAAACGGAAUAUAUUGGUUCACUUUUUGUACUGGCUCCUUCAUUCUUAUAUACUGACUAAAACCACCGUUCUAGAAUGAAUGACUUCACAACUGGUGUAGCUGCUAGAUCUUUAGUCGCCCAUAAUCAUUAUUUUAUACUUAUGGAUAUUCGUUUUUACUUCUAGUAAAUUAGUAUGUCUAAAAGCCUUUUUCCAGAAAAAAGCAUGUGAUCUGUUGGUAUACUUCAUAUUGUUAUUGUGCUUUGGAACAUCAAAGGACGAAUAAAUAUCAGAUACCAAAGCAUUUCGGUAACUAGACGAAACAGAUACUAACCGAGAAGAUUCGAAGUAAAAUAUUGAUCGCUUAAAGUAUUAUGAAAGUAGGCGCAUUUAUUCCCAAUUUACUUGUUCCUUUUCCACCUACGUCCCACCGGAAAGCAUAAACGAACUUUUUUCCUGGAAAAACUACCUUCCAAAUCAAAGAAACUGGUCAAUAUAUUAAAUUUAUCACUGCUCGUAAUAUUGAACUACCUACUUUUAAUCACACCACCUCUAGAUUCUGCUACUGACACCUUUUAUGUUAUCACCUACUGAACCGACCGGUAUCAAAUAUCGGUAACCUAAUUAUUGGUCGACAAAAUGUAUUCUCCCCUCAUAUUUUCAGUAGCACAAGAAUCACCGCUUUAAUGUAAAUCUCUUCCUCUUACUUUUUCUAACUUGUCAGCUGAAGUUUAGGAAAUAGUCAACGAACCUUUCAAAACAUUGCAAACUAUACACUGUGUAUCUCAUUGUAUGAUCGUGUUAGAUGUAUAUUGUUUCCUAGAUAUACAUUCUGCUUUUGUUUGUUCAGUUACUCAUAAGUAGCGGAGGACUUUGCAGGAAUCUGCAUCUGUCAAAAUUGUUUAACUUCAUAUUCUCACAGAAAAGGAUUAACAAAAUGUAAAACUGAAGGAGCGAAAACGCUAAUGAAAAUGGUAAACGAUGAAUACGAACUAUUGUUCGUAGGGAACAGAUAAAAUCAAGGUGUUAACACUACCAAGUUAAGCUCAAAGCUGAAAAGUGAAGAAUACAUCUACUCAAACUGUUUUUUGAUCAUUUCACUUGAGGUGUGUAGUCAUAGAUACUGAUAAAAAGGGAUUGGAAGGUUGAAGGUAGUCAUUUAUGGGUUUUAGUGUGCCUUUGAUUGCACGUCAAGUUCUAGGUUUUAUUAUAAUUAUGGACUAAACCAUAACUAGUGUACUCAGUCAUUCUGUUAGCCUUAUUUAUCUGGGAAAGCACCAGUUGGUUGAAUGAAGUCCCUUACUUGUUAGAGGGAAAUGGUAGAUUACCGUGAAGGGAACGUUUCAAAAUCCACUGCAAACGCUAGUAAAUCCACCUUGCCUUUUUCAUCCUCAUAGGAAUCUCAUGAUAUCAUGCCUUUUUUCCGAGGCUACUCAUGUUCUUUCUAAUAACAAUUUUGGGAUUAUUCUUCUUGCUCUUCAACAAACAAGUUUGUUUAGUCUGAUUCGUUAUAGUAUUCCAUAUUGUUUUGUAUGUAUGUUUUCUCCCUUCAGUGGAUAUUUGACAAAACCAAACAGCACAAUAAUGUUAUAUAUCGUUUUGAAGAGACUUGAUUUUGCAAUCGCAUCAGGUCUGCGUUGGCUAUCAGCUGGUAAGCUUACUCGGUAAAAUGUUAGGCCGUGUUCUCAAAUAGCCCUGUUAAAGAAAUUGAGUAAAUAUGCCUAUGCCAUUGGCAAAGAUAUCAUGUCUGUUUAUCUCUAUUCAUCUUUCCAUUUGUAAAACAGUUCAGAAAACAAAUCAAAUAUCAUAUUACAAUCUCAACGUGAUUAAAAAAAGUUGCUGUUAAAUAGUUUCCUAGUCAUAAUGUUAUAGGCGAUGAAGAUUUAAUCAGUAGUGUUAUUAUUUGAAUCACAUCGCUUUGGCCCAUUUUUAGUAUCAUAAAUACGACAUAAUUUGUUUUAUGGAGAAAUGAAGUUUGUUGUUUUUCCGUUUAGUAUUUCGCUCCUGAAUGCUAUUCAAGUUUUAGGAUUCCCCUAAAUAGUUUUAGAUUCGUUUCUAUUUUGCUUACAGAAGGGAAUUUCUGCUGUAGUUUGAACGUAUGUAGUCUAUAUUCAUUACUAGUAUUGUAGAACUGUCAAUUUCUGACUAAGCAUGAGAAAUAUCUUUAAUAUAAUUAUUUAAUCACCGUUUUAUGACUCUCUGGAUCUUAUAACUUUUCACAAUUAGCCAUUAGACAGUGAUCGCUGAGAAUUCGUUUCCAUUUUCUACCUAGUUUAGGGAAAUGGUAUAAAAUUAGUUACGUGCUAUAAUUGUGCCAUGGUCUCAUCGAAAAAGUGUUCAUCCAAUCUGCUACUCACUGUUUUGUCCCAUCUUACUAUCCGAUUUAAGACCAGUUUAUAAGCUAUUGCUAAAACGUUUAUUAAAUAUUUGAUCUUACGUAUACCUUCAUUAAGUGCAAAUGAGAAUAUUGCCUGUACAUAUUUUUUGAGAGUUAAGUAUUAUAUACCAUAAGUAGUAGUCUUAAUAUAAACGGAUACGUAACAUGUCUUUUUUAUGAACAGGAUGUGCCAUGCAGUGAAGUAGAACGUGAAUUCUGGCGUAUCUUACAGGAGUAUAAUGAUGAUGUCGUCGUUGAAUACGGCGCUGAUAUUCACUCAAGUUCUCAGGGGUCGGGGUUUCCAACAAAAUCAAUGCUAAAGAACUUAGUUGGCACUGCUUCCCAACUAGCAGAAGCAAAGAAGUACGCUGAUAGCCCUUGGAACUUAAAUAUAUUACCGUUGUUAGAUCGAUCAGUCUUGAGGUUCAUUAAAGGAAACAUAGACGGUAUGAAAAUCCCUUGGUGCUAUGUUGGUAUGGUUUUUUCUAGCUUUUGUUGGCAUAUUGAGGAUCAUUGGAGCUACUCCAUCAAUUUUAAUCAUUGGGGUGAGCCGAAAACUUGGUAUGGUGUAUCCCGUUUGCACGCAGAUGAUUUUGAACGCGCUAUGAAAAAACACGCUACAGAACUUUUCGAUCAAGCCCCAGAUUUACUGCAUCACAUUACAACUAAUGUAAAUCCGAAUAUUUUACAAGCAGAAGGUGUACCAAUAUAUCGGACUGAUCAACACUGUGGAGAGUUUGUCGUGACAUUUCCGCGCGCUUAUCAUUCUGGAUUCAAUCAAGGCUUCAAUUUUGCUGAGGCUGUUAAUAUAUGUCUACCUGAUUGGCUUCCUAUUGGCCGUGCUUGUAUUGAACAUUAUGCUGAAAUUAAAAGACAUUGUGUAUUUUCAAACGAUGAACUAUUAUGUACAUUGGCUGAAGUAGCUGUGGGCAAUGUUCUUCCAGAAGAAAUACUCACUUUAACAAAUCCUGUUACUAGCUGUAAUUCAAAUGGUGAAUGCUCAGACAAUCCUGAACCUCAUAUCAGUGAAAAACUACCUCCUGGUUGUUCAACUUCAGGUCUCGACAUAGGUGCUGUAGCUAUUGUGCAUCAAGAGUUUACUUGUGUGCUCAAAGAAGAACGACGGUUACGAGAAUUAAUAAUCCAAAGUGGUGUGUCUAAUUCGAGAAAAGUUAGAUUCGACGAAAUGUCAGAUGAUGCACGUGUCUGUGAUUUCUGUUUGACUACUCUUUUUUUAUCUGGAGUUAGUUGUUCAUGUAUUUAUGAAUCGAACACCAGUAUUCAAAGAUUAGAGAACCCAAAUGACCGUUCUUUGGAUGACCUUAGUACAACUGCACGAAAACACAAGAUGUCGGAUGAACCAUAUGGCAUUAUAGAUGAAUCUAAUGAAGAGGAAAAGCGACCUCCUAGCCAUAUGGUUUGUCUAAAACAUGUGUCCGAAUUGUGCAAGAAAUGUCCACCCUCAGUUUUUGUACUCAACUAUCAUUACUCAAUAGAGGAACUAUGCAGUUUAGAACAAUGUUUGGCUGAUCGCCUAGCCCAUUUUUAUGCAUGGAGAAAUCAGUUAUCUGUUAUAAUUAAACCGAGUGAUUCCAACACUUUCUCAAGUAAUCACUUCAUGAAACAAGAAGCUAAUGAUAAUCAUGUUGUUGUAUCUAACAACUCAACUUCAGGUACUAUGACACUUGAGGAAUUGGAGAUAAAAUUGACCGAAGGCAAGGCUGCUGGCUAUCAUACUGAUGACAUCUACAACGAUGCUAAAGCUAUGUUAGAUCGUGGUAAACAUCUUCAACAAAUAUGUGUCAAAUUAAAACCCUCCAUUAUUGGUUCCGGGAACACUGAUAAGUUCAAAAGCUCAUUAACAAGCAUAUCAUCGACCGUCAACCCUGUAAAAUUUCAAACCCGACGUCCUGCUACUUUUACCGUGGCGACUUCUUCGACUAACGGUUGUGCAACACCACAUAAAAUUAUCAAAUUGCCUUCGAAUAAUGGAUAUGUAGUUCUCAACCAUGAACUUGACGUCAACAAUCCCCGGGAAUACGAUCUUUUACGACUGAUGGAAUCUUGUGAACAACAGCAUCCUCUCAAUCUUUUUGAGGAUCCAUCAGUACAAUUAGUCAAACGGCUGUUAAGUCAGUUAACAACGUGGCACCAAUCAGCCCGUGAUAUUAUUAACCUACUAUGCAAUUUAAUCCUAACAAAUGCCACUCGAAGUAUUUCUACCAGUUUUUCCAUAUCAGAUAGUUUGUCCAAUAUUGGUGUUAGUGCGGAUUGUCUCCCUAAUGAUUUCUACGCUUUCUCAACAGAUGAUCAAGCCUUAAUAAUCCUUGACCAUUUUUUGGAGAAAUUACGAAAUGAAUUCCCAUCGUAUGUGUAUCGUAUAUCGGAAUGGAAUUCUCUUAAUCUCCUACGUCAUGCAUUGAGAUGGCUCUGUAUUUAUGGUCGACAUGAUAACAAUAAAAGUACGUGUUGGUCAUUGCCUCAUCUUCGAAAGUAUUUGGUUUUUGGUGAGGAAAUUAUUUCACAGCUGACAGCAAUUACCUCGAGUCAAAAAUCUCACUCAAAAAUAGUUCAUUCAUCUUCAUCACCUGUUUCAUUAUCUAUCCGAAACAACCAGACAAUUUCUCAGUCUCCAGGAUCUUCGUUUAAUGUUAGCAAUAUCGACACUGCUUUAACUCAGAUCAUGAGGUUUGUACUAGCUCGAAUGCAUACAUCUUUAGGAAAUCUGACCCAGUUGGGUGUACAAGUUGAAACUCUAGUUGGUCUUUUAACUGAGAUUCUCAGCAGUUCAAGGUCAUCAAUCUAUCAAGAAAUUGAGGAUGCAUUGUACCGAAUAAAGAGUCUGGGAAUUGAUCACGUUACGGCUGUUAAUGGACAAAUACCACUAACAGAUGAACCUCAACUUAAUGCAGCAUUAGAUGAACGCCAUUUCAAUAGCAUUGUAGAUACUCAGUCAGUUACUACACCUGAAGAUAUCGCUCAAUUAAAAGCACUUUUAAAACAGCAUGUUGAUGACAUGAUAAAUUUGUGUUCCCGGGAUGAAUAUAGUUCAAAAACUAAACCUUAUUUAAAUAAAGCAGAAAUCUUGUGUGGACUCGGUCAUUUGUUCUCACCAACUUCGGAUUCAGAUCGUUUAUUAAGUUUCGUUACAACUAAUCAUAAAAUUAUUGUUAUAUCGGACAAAUUAGAUCGCCAGUUGAAAAAAUUAAAUGAUCAUGUUAACAACACCAAACGUGCUAUAUCGGAUCUGUAUAACAAAUUCCUUCCUCAUCAUGGUUUGCCUGGAUAUAAUAUACAGACAGAUUCAUUAUUAGAGGUGUGUUAUGUGUGAUUCUAAAUAUUCCUUUAAACGCAGUUUAACUUGUCACUUUUUAAUAACAUGGAUUCAAAGGUUCUGAAACACAAAACUUAGUUAUUAUUACGGUUUUUACGUUGGCCUAAUAUGUUUCAUCAUACUAUAAUUCAUCACAACAUGUAUCAUCUGACGCUGAUUAUUCUCAGUAGAUUUAUACACUUGUGAAAAUAUCGAUUGUAAACCAAUAGUAUUGUAAAAGAUCGUGUUUUAGCUUACCUUUGGAUCGGUCAGGAAAUUUGAUUUCUUUAAAGAAGAUUUCUCGUAUAUUCAAAUAAUUAUUCUCAACAAUUCAAAGAACAAAAAUAAAAAAGUAAAUCUACUUUUAUUGUAUAAGAACUGGCAUUUUCAGGCAUGGAAAUUUCAUUUCACUUCAUACCUGCCAAGUCGAUCAUUCAUAUUGUAGUAAGGAGUUAGGCUGCUUCUAUUUAUAAUAAAUCCAGUCUUUGUUCAUCACCUGGUCAUCUAGGUAUGAUAUUUAUUAUCCUGCCAAAUCCCUAUUUUUAAACGUUUGUCUAUCAUAAAGAAGAUAUCAUUUAAUUUAAGAUAGUUAAACGCCAAUUCUCCUCUAAACUAAAUUUCAUACUUCCUCUUCACUGAUACGCUAAGAUUAGUUUGAAGCAAUAUAAAUUAUGACCGGUUUCGCAUUUAAAUUGAGUUUAAUCUAUAACAGGUAAUAUACAUGUAAAAAUGGUCCAUCCAGUAAAUAUCUGGACUGUAUCAUUAAGCUUUGCAACAAAAUUUGGGUACAUUCUAUAGAAAAUUGAUGUAAAGUCGUUAAGUGGAUCGAGCGUUUUAGUUCAAGCCCGUAAAGAACAGCUGACAUCAAAAGGACGAUAUUUUUUUCUUCACGUAUAAUUAUAAAUUGUGAGUGUAUGAACAUAAAUAUACAAAAAAAGUCAUUCCUUUAAAUGUUAUUGAAAUAUGUACCAAUAUGUCCAAAUGCACACUUUCACUUAAAGAUGCAUGACGCUGGAAAACAAAUUAUUUCUGGCGGUGAUCACAUUCCAGUCUGAAUAUAAACUACUGUUAGCCUGAUUUUUAGAUUUUAUGGCCGCUAAUAAGGUGAUGACUACAAAUUAUUAACAUUAUUGUAAGGCGGAUUUGAGAAGUGAAAAGAAGGAAGAAGUAAAAUUCUAUUUAUUAAUUCGUGGACCGUUAUGAAUUAUAAAUCUAAAUCAUAUUUAUUUUAAGGUUAUUCGUAAAGAACACAAAGUUGAUGAAGAGUCAGAAAUGUGGUCAGUCUUCAUUGUUGAUGUAAGCAUCCCACAUCUACUGUCUAUAUACUUUCCAAUUAGCGAUUCUUUUUCCGAAGGAUUGAUAAUGAAUUAAAUUUAAAAGAUCGUCUGUGUACAUAUUUGUAGCAAAAAGGUCAAAGGAUAUAACAACUAGGAAGAUACAAGUAUAUUGCUGAUAGUUGUUGGUAUGUUGAAGGAGAUUAGACAGAUUAACCUUUACUUUUUUUAACAUCAGUUCACGUAUUUACUAGAUAAGUUACAAAUGUGCCUAUAUGUUCCCAAAACUUCUGAAACAUUUUUUAUUGUCUACAAUGUAGAACGUGACUAAAUAAUUUAUUAACCAAUUGUAGAUUUUGUUGCCUGGGUUUUCAAUGAAACAUCAGAAAUGCUUUGCUUUGCAGUCAUUCAAAGAUGCUUCGUCAUCGAGUUAUGAUCUUUCACUUUCUGUAUAUAAACAACAAAUGAAGGAUCAUUUUGAUUACAUAUCGUCAGCACUUAAAAAUAUGUUCACAAAAGGUACUUCAUGUGAUUUAUGUUCCAAGCGCUUCAAAAUAACAAGAGUCAUUACAGACCAAAUUAUCUCCGAAUGCAGUCCUUGUGAUUUAUGUUCAUUAUGCUCAGAAGAUCUAUCAGUAUAUCCCACAUUUGAUUGGCUCAUGCGUUUUGAACAUCACUGGUCCAGUUCUACCUCAUCUAGUGUGAACAAUGAGGAAAUUGUUGAUCUAACUGAUGAAACGGAUUGUGGAAAUUAUGGCAUCUUGAUUCUUCUGUGUAGCCCUGUUUCCACUGCUCUUCGACUUUGUAUAAAUCAAAUUCAAGAGUAUUUGGCUCAAUUGGAACAAAUUCUUCAAUCACAUGGGAACCGAUUAAAUGAAAUCAUUUCAAGCGUGAAUCAAUCGUUAAUUCAACAACUACCAAGCUGUUUGAUGGAUUUCAUCAAUAAGAUGUGCAGUUCACAAGAUCCAUCAGUUCUUACCAAUCAUUCUGACUUAACCUAUGAACUCUGCAAAAUAUUGUGUGUUUUCCUUACAUUCAAAGUGAAUUUGUUGCCGUGUAUUCAAUUGAUCGAACAUAUUUUAUCAUCACUAUGUGUAUUUAACGAUAUUAACGAGAAUACUCUACAAAAAUUAGGUUCUUAAUGUGUGUUUUUUCAAGUAACUCUAUUUAAAGCUUGUUUACCAAACAGUCACGUUUAGCUAUUUACAAAUUUUUUGAUCAUUGUUGUUUUUUUAUACAUUAUUUGUCAGCGUUUGUUUUAUUAUAUAAGUUGACGAUUGUUGUUGGUAAAUUUUGAUAUUUCUAUAUCAGUACGUAAGUAAUAAUAGAUCUGGUUAACAUGGUUCUUUGUUUAUUACCUUUUCUUUAGUAUUCAUUAUCUUAACUAUUCAUAGUUUUCCACUUCUGUGUAUAUGCAUCAGCUGUGUUUUUUCAUAUACCUGAGUAUAUGGGCAGAUGAUGAUAUACAGAUAUCCAAUUGCAUUUGUCUUUACUUUUUCACGUUAUUUCAUCUGUUUGGCCACAUAUUUUCAACUUCGUUUGUAUUUUUACUGCUUUUCUUUCUCGUAACUCAUUGUGAAAUUGUCAUCAUUUACAUACUUUUAAUUUAUAUAUAUCUACAAGACUUUUAUUAAUACUGAUCUGAAAAUUAAUAAAGUAUUUUAUUCAGUUGUGCGUAACAUAUUAUCAUCUUUCUUGGUUAGAAAUAAAGUACCUAAAAUAAUGGCGUGUUGUAUAAUAGGCAGCUUUCUGUCAUCGAAAUACUGAAUUCUUAAAAUUUUAUGCCAUACCAUGUAUGUAUAGCUUGCAAAAUAUUAAUCUUUUAGGUAACACCAACGUGACUAGGUGUAAUAUCUAACGUUCUUAUAAUAGAACCUAACAUAUGUAAGCACAUUGGUUGAAUUUCCCAAACCCAAUUAACACAGUAAGGUGGGAUUGUCAAAACAAAUCCCAGAGUAGUACUUGUAGCAAUAGUGUUAGUGGUAAUAGAAAAGAUUGGGCAUCGAAGAUAUGAUCCAAGAAAAUAUCAGUUAGUGGAAUGAAUAAGUUUAUAGGGUGAUUUGUAAACAUACAGCUUAAGGCAA